Octodon degus (degu) is the source of this 527-nucleotide messenger RNA. It is a transcript of the gene Smim20, whose product is annotated as small integral membrane protein 20. Lineage: Eukaryota; Metazoa; Chordata; Mammalia; Rodentia; Octodontidae. Gene Ontology annotation, biological process: mitochondrial respiratory chain complex IV assembly. Gene Ontology annotation, cellular component: mitochondrial inner membrane. Bases 95 to 394 code for a protein of 99 amino acids. The record is from RefSeq and is a predicted model, not a curated record. The transcript has 3 exons.
CCGAGCGAGGUCACGGCCGGGCUGGCUGGAGCGAAGUCUCCGCGCUUGCGGCGCCCUUCGUGGGUCAGGCCAGCUCUCACCCACGCCCAGCACCAUGUCCCGGAACCUGCGCACCGCGCUUCUUUUCGGCGGUUUCUUCUCCUUGGUCGGCGCCGCCUUCUACCCCAUCUACUUCCGGCCCCUAAUGAGGCUGGAGGAAUACCAGAAGGAACAAGCUAUAAAUCGGGCUGGGAUCGUUCAAGAAGAUGUGCAGCCACCAGGAAAUGAGAAGGCUGUCACCAGCUCUGAUUACAAAAGUAGACAUCUUCAUGCUUUCGACUCUGCUUCGAGUGCAAUAAAUCACUUCACUAUGGAAGGGUGGCUGGAGAAGAAAACCCUGUCAUGCCAUCAAUAAGAGUACUUGUUAUGAAAGCCUGUGCACCAGGAUUAGGAUUUCCCUUCUUAAAUAUCAAAAGAACCCUGGAACACAUUACUCCAUUAGGAAGGUUUGCAUAAUUUGGUUGACUUUCCAAAAAUAAGCUGUCUUG